CAAUCAGGGCCUACUAGUAUUAGGUACCAAUUUAGUUAAAAACAAAAUUUUGUUACGUUUACAUUGCAAGUUAUUUGGCUAAACAAAAUUUUCCGUUAAACCUUUAUUUUAUUCGGUUUAAAUUUAAAUUCGCAAUGCCUUGCAAGCCCGUUUCAUGUAAAAUAGAGCCAAAAAAAUCAAGAUCAAAACCGCAUUCGGGGGUUUACAUAGUUAAAAGCCGUGAGCUCAGAGGAGGCAUACUGUAUACAGACUGCCAUUGUCUGCGGAGAAAUGGAUUACAAUAUGACUGUCGACGGACGUGCUGCCAGAACUCAAGCUGCUGUAUCGUGCUACCUGCACCGUUGUGCGUGCCCGCCAACGUGGCCUGCGCCAAGCACUGCCAAAACCCUCAUGCAGAGGCAUUAACAGCUAUCUGCAGAAUGCGUACUUGUUAACAUCAAAAUAAUGUAUGUCAAGAAAAAAAACUAGAAAAGUUCAACCGUUCGUCCAACUAAGGAGUGUGCAGGGCCGUAUAUUUGUUUGGCACCGACGUGAUAUAUAUAUAUAAAGAAUGAUAAUGAAUAGCUUGCUUCUAGCAGGAAUACUGGCAUUAAAGUUUCAAAUUUGGAACUUUAAAAAAACUGGAGUCAAUCAAAAAUGUUUAUCUGACAAUACCAAAUUUCCGUGAAACCCGUUGGACGUAUUUGUAAAAAAUUGUAAAAAAAUAUUAAAAUUCUAAAUUGUUUGUGGAAAAAAGGAAAAUUUAUUUUGGCUGUCUUAUAAAAUUUCUAGAAUUUAUUUAAAAACUAUUAUCUAAAAGCGUCUCCUUCGCACAUUUCAUUAAUUGAUCGGAUUUAUUCAACUACAAAAAUGUGUUCUCCGUGUGGUCCCAUGGUAUGCUAUAAAUAUGAAGAUUGCGGUCCCGCAAAAGGAAAAAGCCAAGAAGGCCAAGCUUCGCGUGCGGAGGAAGGCGGCGCACAAAAAAAGGACGAAAAAGAAAACCAACUUAAAAGAACGAAAAGCCGUGAAUUGCGUGGGGGAAUAAUGUAUUACAGUUGUCAUUGUAUAAAGCGCAAUGGGCUGCAGCAUGAUUGUCGCCGCACGGGAUGUGGCGGCGAACCGGCAUGUUUAGUGUUACCUGACCCUGUGUGUGCUCCUAGUCAGUUAGCUCGCGCCCGUGGGCUCGCGGACCCUGCGCCGUUUGCAGCCCACUACGCCGCGGCCGGCGGGGGCAGCUCCGGUGGGCAAGCGGCAGGCGGCUCUCAGUCUGGUGGCAAGAGAUUUAUUGUUUGCGAACUCAAAGGAGUUGUCCCAGACGCCGGCGGAAGCAGAGGUGAAAAAUGCUGUAAGUGUUCAUGUCCAACUACUCGAGACAAUGAUAAACAUAGUCAACCUGGUGCGGCCACUGGAGCCUGUUUCGUAACUAACGUUCCAGUCCAACCGAAGGCUUCUGCAAAUACAUCUUCACGAUGCCCCUGCAAAUCUGAUAAAGCCGCUGUUGAUUCCCAAUCAGGUGGGCAAUUUCCAGCGUUUGUGUUUGAUGAGAAAACUUUAGAUACAAUUAUAAAGCGCUUCGAAGGCAAAGAGUUGGCAGAAUCUAGUGACAAACCAGUGGCAGGGCCAGGAGGUCGCGUUCGUAAGCCUAAGCCGCCUGUAGUGGAAAAACCUUGUACGAGACCGGGUUGUGUUCACUGGCAGCCGCCCCCGCCCUGCGUGUGGGAUUUGCCUUGUAAAGCGGACUGUUUUGAGACACCGGCCGGGAUUCAGCCAGGUCGCAAUCCACUGAAGAGUGGCGGGGGCGGUUGGAUUUCAAAGGAAGGAGAGCCAUCCGUGGCUCUUGGUUCCUCCAGUAAAGCGGCUAGUGGCCAUCAUCACAAUAAAAUGAAAUUGCUGACGCCUGAAUGUUGCACAGGUUGUUCCGGGGCGGGAGGCGGCGGCGCGUCGGCGCCCGCGGGCGGGAUGCCGGCAGGACUCCCGGUCUUGGUCAUGAAGCUGUGCUGAGCUUCUCGUAUAUCACCAGUGGAUAAGAAAAAGUGCAAAAUGAUAUGAAGUCUUCGGAAAAAUAAAUGUUUAUCGAGUAA
Molecule: messenger RNA, 2060 nt
Organism: Cydia pomonella (codling moth)
Lineage: Eukaryota; Metazoa; Arthropoda; Insecta; Lepidoptera; Tortricidae
Exons: 3
Coding region: 850-1980 (376 amino acids)
Source: RefSeq, a predicted model, not a curated record